AUGUCAGACUUCUUUCCGGACGCGGGCGCCGGCCUCGAACGCCUUACAGGUUACACGAACUAUAACCGUUGGGUCCACGAUUUUCGAACAAUUGCUGAAUACAAAAUGGUCUGGGAACUCAUCAGUCAGGGGAGGGCUAAUAAUGGUCAGGAACCCGCCGGCUCUGCCAAGCUUAUGUUUGCCCUGGGGCUUCUGAAAUACUGGGUCGAUCCUGCAAUAAGAGAAUGCCUUUACCAAUUCAAUGACGCUCACGAAGCUUGGAAAUACCUCGAGAAGCGGUACAAGAUGGACGACGGACUUGUGAUCAAAUUGGCGACGAAGAGCAUCCAGAAUUUGCAGCUAAAGAGAUCCCACACCGUGACAGAAUAUGUGAAGCAGCUCGAGCUUUUGAGACAUCGGAUCGUGGGUGCGGGUGGGAGAUUCUCGGAUGCUGAAAUGAUCAAAAAAGUCGCCACAGACCUCAGUCCUGUCGACUACUGGAUGUUCCUCAGCCGCCCAGAUAUCGCACGCAUUCUUGCCACAGCCAGGUCAACAAACAAAACUCCCGUUUCCAAUAACCUUGACGGAGAGCCCUUGAUGUCGGAUCUUCUCAGGGAGUUCACUUGGGAGCUAGUUAUAUUUGAGCUAGAACACAAGUGGGCAGAUGGAAAAGUCACCAUUGAGAAAGGAGAGGUUACUGAGCACAAGGCGAAACGGGAAGAGACCAAGGACGCAAAAGAAGACCGGGAGAUGAAGUAUUAG
Cladophialophora psammophila CBS 110553 is the source of this 741-nucleotide messenger RNA. RefSeq lists its product as uncharacterized. The transcript has a single exon. The coding region runs from base 1 to 741 and encodes 246 amino acids. The record is from RefSeq and is a predicted model, not a curated record. Lineage: Eukaryota; Fungi; Ascomycota; Eurotiomycetes; Chaetothyriales; Herpotrichiellaceae.